Molecule: messenger RNA, 1461 nt
Organism: Macrobrachium nipponense
Lineage: Eukaryota; Metazoa; Arthropoda; Malacostraca; Decapoda; Palaemonidae
Product: dual specificity protein phosphatase 14-like
Exons: 2
Coding region: 402-1124 (240 amino acids)
Biological process (GO): protein dephosphorylation
Cellular component (GO): cytoplasm
Molecular function (GO): protein tyrosine/serine/threonine phosphatase activity
Source: RefSeq, a predicted model, not a curated record
AGAAGAAAACCCAACCACAGACCCCUUGCUCCUUCAGUCCCACGCGUGAACUGUGCCACGGACCGAGACGAGGAACGUACACUCUCGUUUCAGCUUAUGUCACCCUCAGUAAUCGGUUUAGUUUUCUCGAAGUGAAGGUCUAAGCACUGCCAUUCGAUCUUCUGGUGCAGUUGUAGUAUACGCUGUCUCUGAAUAUCGUAAGAAUCCGUCAAAGAAUUGGAGAUUUUCAACACUCAAGGUGAACGACAGGUAGAAGCAACAGCAGCAGCAACAGCAUCAACUAACUGAACCACCUGCUGUUAGGAGGUGUGGCGAUGAAUCCCCCAUCUGCAUCCGCAUUCGGCGGAAGCAGUCUCUAAUUUGUCGUCUUAUCAUUCAGCAGGUCUUCGGUUCACUUCAAAAUGCCUGAAAAUCUGUCGAAGCCAGAUGUAGUCCGACUCACCCCCGGACCCGAGAAGGAGAAGUCGUUCAAUGUGGGAGCAGAAUGCAACUGUCUAGUAGAGUCAUCACCCCAAGUUGUUGAUAAACCCAGAAACCGAUCAGGCGGUCGUACUAACCAGGUCUCUGCUAUUGAGAGUUGGUUGUACCUUUCGGGAGCAAGAGCUGUCAAGCCAUCGAGACUGAAAGAACUGGGCAUCACCUGCGUCGUCGACUGCACUAUCGAACUGCCCAACUUACCUCUAGACGGCAUCGAGCUGGUGAAGGUGUUAGUAUCCGACACCCCGAGCUCGUCUCUGAACGACCACUUCGACUUAGUCGCAGACAAAAUCGAGGAGGUGAGACGUCGCAAGGGACGAGUCUUGGUCCACUGCAUCGCUGGGGUGAGUCGCUCCCCGGCUCUGGUGCUGGCAUACCUCGUCAAGCAUCGAGGCAUGAGCCUUCGGCAGGCAUUCCUCCAUGUCAGGAGUAUCAGGCCCAACGUGCGACCCAACGCAGGAUUCUUCAAGCAGCUCAUCGAGUUCGAGAGACGCGCCAGAGGGAGCACGAGCGUGACCCUCGUGCACGACGCUGCCCUCGGCCUCACCAUUCCGGACGUGUGCGAGGACGAGCUGAGAAUCCUGAAGGACACGAGGUGGGCGAGACUCAUCCACGAAAGGAGGAACUUCCAGAGACUUUAUGCCUGAGGGAGCCAUUCCUCUGCGCCUCUCACCUCUCCCUUCCGCUGUCCUUUAAGUCUUAGGAUUGACCAUUCUGUUCUGAUCUCAGUAUCUUUAAUGUCUUUGUUACUUUCUCUUAUGUCAGGGACAUAAUGGGAAUGUCUGGUUGAUCCAGCAGUGUUUUCUAGGUUAGGCACGACCAAGAAACCUUACUAUAAUUCUUUAGGACUAUUUCUCACAUUACUUGUAAGGAAAGUUUUCUAGAGCAUCUCUAUAGGAGAGAUUUUACUUUACUAACUCUCCCGGAAUUUCCAUAUAUAUAUAUAUAUAUAUAUAUAUAUAUAUAUAUAUAUAUAUAUAUAUA